GCCUGUGGGACGAUGCAUCUGGAUGCUGCUGUGAGCACCACAAAGACAGAAGCAUAUCUUCAAACUUUAAAAGAAACAUCGCCCAUUAUGACGGUCACAUAGACCUCCUGUAGACUUCAUUAUCGGAAUAAAACUCAUUUAAAAGUAAGUUUAUUUACAAAAAAGGACAAAAUAUAUCGUUUAAAGAGCCAAAGCAUGAAGUUCAUGUGCGUUUCACUUGUCAUUUGUGCUGCACUUAUUGGAAAGGUUUGCUCAUCUCGUCUGGAUCGAUGGGUGAGAACUGGAUUUCACUACCUGAAGCUGAACCUGUGCCUGAGAGUCUCACUGCCCGAGAGCGAGUGCAAGAAACUGUCUCACCUCCACCUGAGCGGGGUGGCGGUGUACGUUUCUGAGUCCAGCGCGGGAAAAGUAUUCGCGAUUCUACCUGAUCCAUACAACACCGGGGCUGCACGGGCAAAGCAGAUAGGCUAUUCUGUGGACUCGAGUUUGGAUGAUGAGAGCAGGACAAAUGAAGAGUUCUAUCCCGGAGCGAGUGGGCAUGACGCUGUGCUGCUUCUGGACCUCAGUCUCGGAGAGAGCUCCGGACACCCGUUGGUCACGUUCUAUGUCGACUUCAACAUAACCGAGAAGAAAUGUUCUCAUAUGCAUGGCAUUUAUCUUGGUGAGGAGUGCUUGACGAUGGCUGUAAAAACCUACUGCCAAAACCAGUUGAAGUGGAGGCGGAGUCGCAGUGAUCGUAUGGCGAGCCGAGCAAGGCGAACGAUGGGCAGAACCGGCCGUGUGCAGCAUAGCAGCGGCCUCUGUGAGAUUCACUUUCUCCCCCUGGUGGUCGGAGUGAAGGACAUCAACCGAACCCAACGCCUGCGCUGUGUGGAUCACCCAGACUUUGCCAGAUGCCCACAGCCUUUGCCCAUGACUAGCCCCAGUUUGCCUAUCUCCAGCUGUGAGCUCAGUACAAACAGCCACCGGUGCCAACAGCAACGCUUUGCCACACACCUGUCUUGCCGCCUCUACCAGACAUGUGAUCAUGCUGUUCUCUUGUCAGGUGGCUGGCAGGAGCAGAUAACACAUCAGCACCAUGUGCAGAACCUACAACUCUUUUACCAGAUGCUGAGGAACAACGGCUUCCAUAAGGACCACAUAAAGACAUUCUUUGCUGGGAAUGGACAGGUAGCAGCAAAAGACACAGAGGGGAUGUAUCCAGCCACAGAAAAAGACGUGAUCAGGAAACACAUUUCCUAUAUCUGCCGAAAGCAGCACUGUGCAGAUUCUCUGGUUCUGUACCUGAACAGCCCUACACGUAAUGACGGAACCAUGUUGCUCUGGGACCGCAAUAACAAUGGCAUUGCUGAUCUGAAAGAGCGUUACUCUGUGAGGGAACUUUUGGCAGAUCUGGCAGGGUGCAGGGCCAGUCGAGUGCUGCUGUUUGUGGAGCAGAGCUACUGUGGGGCACUCAGCAGGAGACUGAUGAGGUCUCUCAAAGACGUCAAUGUCGUGCUGCUGAAUGGGCUGCCUUGGGUGAAGACAGCUGAGUUUUGGGCAUCUCUGCACCCAUCCCAGUGCCUCAUAGACCAUCUCAGUAAGCAGAGUUCUAUGAUACUACAAUUGGGUGAUGCUGCUCUGGGCCUGCUGAAUGUCACUCUGGCAGGUGCUCCGUGUAACUCUACCCCACCCUUCACUGAGGCUGAAAUGCGGAAGGAGUACAUGGGCUGUCAAAACCUGCCUACAGCCCUGUGGUACCAAAAACGGCCUAAGUCUGACAACAACAGGAAUUGAGGGGAAAAACAUAAUGCCAAAAACAUCUUUGACUACUUUCAGGACUUUAAAAUGGACCAAUGCUACAGAUUUCCAGUCACCUAAUUCGGACACAUCAAUGUUCAGUUCGAUCCCAGUUUGGGACACUUCAGUUAUGGAGUACUUCCUUCUAAAAGAGAGGAAAACAAGUACCUACUAGUAGUCCUUGACUUUGUAUAAUCCACAACCUUUAAACCAUGACCAACCAUUUCCUCUUCCAAUCAACCUGUUUGUGCACACUUAAUUCACCAAGUGAAGCACAUAGACCUUGACAAGCUGUUGAGGAAUGGACAACUGUGUUCUUAAAGAACUGACAGAAGUGGGAGUAACGACAGAAAGAGACGUUGCUCAUGUCCUCACUCUGAACUGCAGUUCCCCUGCUUGGCAUCCCAUGAGGUGUGUCCCAUGCUCAACUUCUUCUCUCUCUGCCAGCCGUGGGAGUUCAACCCAGGGGCAACCGCACUCCUUUACCAGAGUUUUUUCCUUGGGUCAAUGCACAGGGCUCGCCUGGAACAAAACACUGGUGACAAUGCCACUCUGAUACACACCUCACACUCACUUUAACCUGGUGAUACGCAAUCCCCCCGCACGCGGUGGUGACGUCACUCUGAUUGCAUUUAAUAUAUAAUUUACCGUCUAUAAAUGUAAUUAAUGUUAACGAAUUAUACAUCUUUUCAAAGGUCUAAGGGUUCAAAAUGUAUAUCCAAUCUCUGUUUCACGAUAGCAAUGCUCCAGAAACAGCAAUUUAGUUAUUUGUGUCAGGGUACAAAUGAAAACAUGCAAUAUCAAAACAGGACUGUGGCAGGGCGGAGGGCGGGGCCAUUUUACAGAGAAAAAAGCUUGCAGGAACCAAAUUUUUUGUUAGAUCAUCUUAAAUUUGAAACAUAACUCCUUUAGAACAUUGUAUUUCUGGGUUGUCUUAUUAUUGUUUUUUUAGAUUAUAAAAACAUGUUCAGCACAAAAUAUUUCCAUUACUAUAAACUUCAGCUUCUCUAACUUAAAAAAAUAACAACAUAUAUUAAUUCUGAAACUUGGAAAAUAAAGCCCAAAGUGUCUUCUUUCAAAAGAUACUACAACUGUGUCCAUACUCCAAAGGGUUCAGAAAAUACAACCAUUUAAGUUUAGAUAUGUCAUUUUCAUGGUUUGUGCUCCAAAAGGGGGUGCAUAUCAACAGGUUAACAUUUCAGGACAAAACUACAUGCACCUCCUCCUUCAAGCUUAAUAUGGGACAGAGCGGUCCAGCAUGAUUUAGUAAUGAGAAAUGUUUUUCACUGCAUCUAGACCCUAGCAGACAUUGGGCUCUGCAAGCAUGUAUUUAAGGAAGAACUCUUACUCCCUUUUUCCACUCUGUUCUAACCACUCUGUCUGCAGCAUUUCCUAAUCUUAUCAACCAUUAAAAAACUAGUAACAGAUAAUGAUGACAGUGACGAGAAUAGAUUUCAGGCUACAUGCCAUUCCAAGCACAUUGAACAUACACAUACACAUUCUUUAUAAAUUACCAACAGUCUGAUGACAUUUUUCUGUAACAUUUUUUCUCACUAAUUUACAUUAAAAGUUUUGACUGCCUAAAAGUUCACAGCAGUGAAACCAGCAAAUGAGCCACAAACCACAUGGAGUCCCACUCCUUCCUGAUUUUCCUAUACUGUUGAUGUAGAUUGUCCAACCCCUCUCAAAACAAACAUCAGUGCAUUUAAGCAAAUCUUUAACUAUAAGUCUGAGCCUAAAUCAUUAAAGACAAAUACCAGUUUUUGUAGUUCAGAAAUGUGUUAUUCUGUAAAUAUUUCUGUCAUGUUCUGCUUAAUGUGUUUUAUUGUCAGUAGUUCUUACACUUGAGUGAAAAGAUGUAAAUAAUCUAAAUAAAUUAACUU
Molecule: messenger RNA, 3662 nt
Organism: Xyrauchen texanus (razorback sucker)
Lineage: Eukaryota; Metazoa; Chordata; Actinopteri; Cypriniformes; Catostomidae
Exons: 7
Coding region: 196-1776 (526 amino acids)
Source: RefSeq, a predicted model, not a curated record